This is a messenger RNA of Hypoxylon trugodes, 3254 nucleotides long. RefSeq lists its product as uncharacterized. NCBI's taxonomy places the organism in Eukaryota, Fungi, Ascomycota, Sordariomycetes, Xylariales, Hypoxylaceae. Bases 115 to 3147 code for a protein of 1010 amino acids. The transcript is spliced from 5 exons. The record is from RefSeq and is a predicted model, not a curated record.
CCAAAGAAGAAAAGAGCCGCAAGAAUAUGUAUUUAGUAGAACAAUCACCUAGGUAAUUUCAGCCAAGAGAGCGAUAGAACUGCAAAACACAGUACAGAUACACCCAACUCUACAAUGAGCGGCGACAACUUCAACAAGAAAUGCUUGGAUUACUUCAUACAAAAGUAUGGAGAGAGAAUUGACGAUUGGUCUCGUGACAAUGAUUGGUCCUUUGAACUUUCGCAUCAUUAUCACUUCCGCGCACCUACACGACCGAAACCAUACGCUCUCCCAGAAGGCUUGGAUUCCAAAACCCUUCCAUACUUAGUGAAUGACCGACCAUUCUACUUCGCUUGCAAAGUUUUGGGCGACGAUCCCAUAUCGACAAAUUCGUUGGUCUUGGGAUGGUAUCUCUGGGAGGCGUUCGGCACACGCCCGACAGAGUUCCUCGAGCUAUAUAUGUCCCUCAAGAGCAAGGCCAUCUCUGACGAAGUUGGCUCGAAUAGGCCCGUUGAAUUCACAUUAUGCACGAUCUUACAGAAAAUAUUUCAACCCGGGUCCAGGCCAACUCUGGAGUGGUUUUAUUUGAAAGUCUCCGAUUUGGCCGGAGGUACCCAACAUCAGAGUUAUCAUAAGGAAUUUCAAACGAUGAAAUCGAAACUUGAAGAUUUGAGGAAUGGCUUGGAAAGACAAGGCUUUGGCUCUACAUGGACAACAAGGAAUAACCCGCCAGGCUCUAACUGGGAAACAUACAACGACAGAUAUAAUCUCCCACUCUUCAAUGGGCUUUGUCAGUACAUAUGGUCCCAACGUGAAGGCCAAGUUCGAAAAUUACUCCAAUCCUUUGAGAAGAUACCUGACCAACGAAGCCCUAUCCAAAACUUCAAGGGAGGUUUCUUGUCUAUCAAUAUUACAGAGAAUGGGGGGAUUAGAAAUACUAACAACCCCCAAUACGAGGAUUGGGGAUUAUACCUUAUGACAUCAAACGAUGCAGAGGCCGAAUCGAAUCAAGGAAACGCUUUGGUAGAGCCUAUACGACGUUCGGCGCCUCGUGGGAUACACCCGGCACUUGAGGAUCUCAUAGAGUGGGAGACUGCUGGUCUACCAUUCGAAAAAUGGGAUCAUGGGUGGGAUGAGGGGUACGGUCAUUUCUUAGGAUCCAAAACAGACGCAACGGCACUUCUUGUAGCUUGGUGGUGCCUUUUCAACCUGUGCAGGGACAAGGAAAACCUCACUCUGUGGACUUCAUUGCAGAAUACUUCUUCCGCACAGCAUGGUAUUUCCAACGCUGUGUAUCGUCUCAGUCGACUGGUCCCCUGUAACGAUGAUUUUCUGUAUAGCGUUUGUCGUUUCAGGGGCUGGGACAAAAUAUUUGUUCACGAAAGUCAAGCCGUCUCAAGUAACCCAAUCGUUAAGGCUUAUCAACAACAUCUAAUCAUCUUCGGCUAUGAACUCAGGCCAGGCGAUGAUCGGGAACAUGCACCCACCCACGAUAACUUCGACGAUAUUACCAACGAGGAAAAGUUUGGGAAAACUCUGCACGAUCACGUUUUGUACGUGCUCAAGAAAGCGCACAAGUCUCAGCAACCUCAUUGUCGUAUCACGGCGCACCCGUUCUUUUUUCGGACCCGAAAGUCAUCGAGAUCCCUAACCGAGCUUCUCAAAAAGAACGAUUGGGAUGAGGUACGUAGGGUCGUAGUUGAAUGGGACCUUUUCACGAAGUCUGAACUAAAAACGAUCAACAAUGGCUGCGUUUUCUUUUUCGGCCGGUUUCGCUGGGUCACCAUUUUCGCCGAAGAGCUUUUAUGUCUCUCAUCUACUACUAAGGGUCGUCUUACGGCGGAGGAAUUCAGUACCACCAGUUACGGAAUUGUAGGAGAGAUAAAGAGUAGCUUCAAGCAGUGGAUAAGGCGCAUCAAAGAUAUGGCAUGGGCUAAUGAUCUCUUCCGGAUAGCGAUUUACACUGAGGUCUUCGGCGUCUUCGAGGAUACAGAGGACAUUGAAACCACUACGAUCGAAACUACAGCCCAGUCGAUUCUGACAAGUCUUUCAUUGGGAGAUACGUAUGUUAGCAUGGCCAAGCAAGGCCCCCAAGUCUUGAGGGAUUACCUUGGCGAACCCCUGUUUCUUAGAGCGGUUACGGAGCACCUCCAGGAAUCAAAAAAAUACGGUAGCCUAAUGGAAUGGCUAAGAAAGAUCAUGGGGGGGAAAUCCCCAAACAAGUUGCUUAAAGGAAAGCUAUCUGAGCUCAUAAUUGCAAUAAAAUUGGAUCGCAUCUUGCGCCUGUCGAGCACUGCAACUGACAAAGUUAGCAUCGGUCAACUGCAUCGCAGAAGUUUCUGGAAAAAACUGCUGGAUGCAAAGCGCUGGAAUUUGAAUUCAAAGGCUUGGAUAUCUGUUCGCGAAGAACAUGUCGAUCUGGACUUGUAUGAGCUACAAGACGCAGGGCCUUCAGAUCCUAUCCCAUCGCACUCCGUCCGAAAUAUAAAAGAGUGGCUUGCCGAACAAAAACGAUCAACGUUCCUAUUUCCUGAUAAAGGCGACGGAACGAACUUGCUUUUUUUCUUGCGACGAAAGUCGGGUAGUAGCAAUGACCGCCCAUCAUGGCCAGAGAUACUCUGUUCGAUACGGCACAUGCCUAGCACACACCCUAAAGAUGAGGAUGUCUCUAAGAUUCCUAAGAUGUUCAACGCCGAGGGAUUGGGGAGUGGCCAACGAGGCUGGCCCGUGAUCCAUAUUUUUGUUGCCAACAAGGUUAGCAUUUGGGAAAACGCAUGUGACCAAGCGCUGAAAGCAAUGCGACCGACCGCCCCGCAGAUUUCUAAGACGCUCCAAAUCGAGAAGUUACCUCUGAUAAUCGAACGUGUGAACGGCCGAGUCCAGAUAGAUGAAAUCUCACUCAACAGGACAUUGGAUGCACUGAGAACUGAGGCUAAGGCCCUAGAAACAAGUCUACAAGCCGGCGUUAUCCCACCUAAUCUUCCGCUGAUAGACUCCGAAGAGAACAGAAAAAAACUAGGGAGUUUCGUUAGGCCGCCCCCUCAACCCCAGGGUGACGAGGGAAGAUUAAAGUAUGACGACUUUGUUUGCUACGUCGACUCGAACAAAAUAUGGGGAGAAUCCUUUCAUGAUCUUAUGGAGCUCAUGGCGAGAACACCUUCACAAUAAUCUAGCCUAAGACCUACACUUUCGGGUUCUUUUAGAUAACGGGCUUUUCGGUAUUAGGGUAUACCUAGCUAGUACAUUCAUUUGAUAUCUCAAUGCAGAAUUUAGAC